UGCAGCCCGGACUGGAGAUGGCGCUUCGGCUUUGGGGGGAGAACUGACGGGUCUCUCUGGCUUCCCCCCCGAAAGCCCGCUUCUCCCGGGGGGGGGGGAGACGCCAGGAGGAAGAGGAAGCCUGGAGAAAAAGCUCGGGAGCGUCUCAUGGCCCAAAGGUACGAUGAUUUGGUACAUUACGCCGGAAUGGACGGGGGAGUGUCUCUGCCGGCCUUCGGGGACCCACAUUCGGGCAGGGCUCUGCAACACCACGCGUUGAACCAGGGGGGCCCUUAUGGAGCGGCGGGGGUUAACCACCGGCCGGGGAUGCCUCCGGGACUGGGCGCCAACGACGCCUUGAAGAGGGAGAAAGAUGAAAUUUACGGGCACCCCCUGUUCCCUCUGCUCGCCCUGGUCUUUGAGAAAUGUGAGCUGGCCACCUGCUCUCCCAGAGACACGUCCGGUUCUUACCCCGGAGGAGACGUCUGCUCAUCGGAUUCCUUCAAUGAAGACAUUGCUGUCUUCGCCAAACAGGUUAGAACAGAAAAACCUUUAUUUUCUUCCAAUCCUGAGCUGGAUAAUUUGAUGAUCCAGGCUAUCCAAGUGCUGAGGUUUCACCUCCUGGAGUUAGAAAAGGUUCACGACCUCUGCGACAACUUCUGCCACCGCUACAUCACCUGCCUCAAAGGCAAGAUGCCCAUCGACUUGGUGAUCGAUGACCGAGACGGAGGGUCCAAGUCCGACCUGGAAGACUUCGGGGCUGCUUGUCUCUCUGACCAGAGCAACUCCUGGAUCCGAGACCACGAUGAGACGGGAUCGACCCCCUCAGGGACGCCGGGACCCUCCAGCGGUGGGGUUGCCUCCCAAAGUGGAGACAACUGCAGCGAGCAAGGAGAUUGCCUGGAUAACAGCGUGGCCUCCCCCAGCACGGGGGAAGACGACGACCUGGACCGGGACAAGAAAAGAAACAAGAAACGUGGCAUUUUCCCCAAGGUGGCCACGAAUAUCAUGCGUGCCUGGCUUUUUCAACACUUGUCGCACCCUUAUCCCUCAGAAGAACAGAAGAAACAGUUAGCCCAGGACACGGGACUGACGAUCCUGCAGGUCAACAACUGGUUUAUUAAUGCCCGAAGGCGCAUAGUUCAACCUAUGAUCGACCAAUCAAAUCGCACAGCAGGUCAAGGUACGCCAUACAGUCCCGAUGGGCAGCAAAUGGGAGGUUAUGUGAUGGAUGGGCAGCAGCGCAUGACCAUUCACCCCCCAGGACCAAUGGGAAUGGCUAUGGGUAUGGAGGGUCAGUGGCAUUAUAUGUGAAAGUCUGAACUCUCUGCUGACAUCAGAGGGGAAGAGUCCAGUUCUAGGCUUGGUGACCUGGAGAAGACACUUCCUGGCUUACAGGCACAGGAUUCACGGAGCAUCAGGACCUGGCGUGCCCUUCCUUUGGACUUCCCUGCACUUGACAAGAAUGUCCUUCCUCCCCACGGCACAUGGCUGUUCUCUGCACUGCCACACCGCCCUCUCCUCCAGGAGGGAACAUGCAUGGACAACGUGGCCCAUGCCUCUCCUUCUACGGCCCCUCUUUCCUUUACUCCUUUCUCCAAAGGAGGACCUCCCAGUUACACGUCCCUCGGACUUCAAGGGUUCCAAAACAGCCUUUUGCCUGCUAAGGUUUAGGCACCAGAUGGUGAAGCGCUACAAGCUACAAGCAAGCCGCCUUUGAUGGCAACUCGUCCCAACAUCAGAAGAAGGGACAGAUGGACAGCACUGGUCAACUCUGGAAGAGAACUGCGGGGCGGGGGAGAAGCAAAGGGGUUAAUUGUUAAGUUGUCGGUCUCUCUUUCUUUCUCUCUCUCUCUUUUCCCUCCCCACACACAGAAAAUGUACGCCCCCCUCUUCCCCCCCCCACCUGGGAGGCUGCUGUUGGCCACAUUGGCCGUGUCCAUCCACGGUGGUCUCUCCGUCAUGAACUUCUUUUCAAACAAGACGAGAAUUCCCAGAGGUUGUGUUUUGUUUUUUAAAAUUUCUGUUAUCCUUUCUUUUCUUCCUUCUUUCUAAUAAUUUAAUUAUUGAUGUGGAUGAUCAGAGAGGGGAAGUAAAUUAAAU
This is a messenger RNA of Crotalus tigris (Tiger rattlesnake), 2082 nucleotides long. RefSeq names its product Meis homeobox 3 (gene MEIS3). The transcript has 13 exons. Gene Ontology annotation, molecular function: DNA-binding transcription activator activity, RNA polymerase II-specific; RNA polymerase II cis-regulatory region sequence-specific DNA binding. The record is from RefSeq and is a predicted model, not a curated record. NCBI's taxonomy places the organism in Eukaryota, Metazoa, Chordata, Lepidosauria, Squamata, Viperidae. Bases 148 to 1293 code for a protein of 381 amino acids. Gene Ontology annotation, biological process: positive regulation of transcription by RNA polymerase II; positive regulation of cell population proliferation; animal organ morphogenesis.